Messenger RNA from Phytophthora sojae, 903 nucleotides. RefSeq lists its product as hypothetical. Lineage: Eukaryota; Oomycota; Peronosporomycetes; Peronosporales; Peronosporaceae. The transcript is spliced from 5 exons. Bases 1 to 903 code for a protein of 300 amino acids. The record is from RefSeq and is a predicted model, not a curated record.
AUGGCGCGCACUCCGUGUCCGCAGGCGCGUCCGGUACGACAGACGCGUCCGCUGCGUCGGGCGGCUCUGUGUCGACGCUGGGGCCUCCACGAUCCACGGGAACGUCAACGUGCACCUGGACCUGAACACGAACGCGCUGAGCGUGGACAGCUGCACCACCAGACGGAGAUCGAGGUGACAGUGGCCAAGUGCGACCCGCACGCGCUGUUCAAGAGCCACGCGGCGCCGUCCAGCAACCGGAACACGCUCCUCUGGGACAUUGGCGACGUGGGGGCGGGCUGGAAGCCUCGAGUUGCCCCAGCGCUGUUGGUGCUGCUGCUGCCCGCGUGGGAGAAGGUGUUCGUGUCGGGUGGCGCUGAGUUGUUCCACCGCCUGGCUGGCGGCCAGCACCGCGGUUGCAUUGUGGACUGGACUCCAGAUCUUCCCGCCGUUUGCUCGCCCAGGAUGCUGCGUCGCUCGGGGACUGCUGAAGAGUCUCACAGUAGCGGCGACGGCGGCGACGUGGGCACGGGAUACCGCGACAGCGCCACCUUGUCCUCAGAAGACUUGGCGGAGGAGCACGAAGCUGCUCCACCAGCGCUGCGAAGUCGUCCUGGAGCUGUGUGUUCACUCCAGCAAGCGUCCAUCACGUCCGCUGAGAGAUCAGCAACCUCCGUGUUCCACGACCAGAGUUUCUCGGGAAGGAAGCUGAAGUUCACCAGAGACUGUGAAAGGCAGCUUGAUCACGGCCGUACGCUGGCCAAAAAGAAGAAGAACAAGAACUUCGAGCGGCUAUCGGCGGCGCCACCCGCCCUACACAACCUUCUCAAUCAGAUGCAGGAGUCGCUGGCAACUCUGGAUACCCGCGAUACCGGGCUGCAGUUCCCAUCGGACAAGGUCUCGCAGGCUUCGUCUUCGCCAUGA